GGAUUAUCAGGGCUGCGUCUGCAGCGUCUGGGAACACCUCAUCCUCACCCCUCAGCUAUGGACCGAGAAGGAGUUUGGUGACAAGGUGACUUCUUCAGAAGUGUUCUUCUCUUCAGCGUUCGCUCAACAUCGCAACACUGCGGCUUGGAAACUGUAAAUCUGACAUUUCAGCUCGCAUAUAUUGAUGAUUUUGUCUUUUGGAUUUGAAGACAAGGGCGAGCCAUCAUGAAAUGGGAGAAGUUAAAGCCUCCGGAGCCCGAUGACCCGAUGUGCUGCUGCGAAUGCGAUAUCUACCAGUACGGAUGUUGUUGUGAAGACUUGGACGAAGCCUUUAACAGGUGGCUGAAAGACAAACCCUCUAAAGGCGGCUGCCAGUGUCCUGUGCUGGGGGCCGUGAUCGAGCACCUGGAGAUCUCCAUGAUCCCCGCCCUCCUGCUGCUGCCCGUGCUGCUGAGGCUGGCGGCGCUGCACUACCUGCUGGGCAUCAUCGUCCUGACGGCGCUGCCCGGCCUGGUGCUGUGGUACUACUACGCCACGCACCGGCGGAAGAGACGCACCCUCUUCUUCCUCACCCUGGCCCUCUACUCCCUGGCCUACAUGUACUACCUCUUCAUCACGGAGAUUUUGCCCCGCGGGGACGUCAGCCAGCUGCAGGUGUUCGCCGCGACCGCCGGGAUGAUCUUCACCAUAGUUUCUCUGAUUUACACCAAGAGAGGUCCGGGGUUUGUGACCGCCUCCCUUCAGAAAGCACACGCCGUCGAUCAGACGUCUAAAAAGGACUCCGCGCUCAGGGAUGGAUCCACCCAGCCGGCAGAGCUGCAGGCAGCAAAACACACUCUGGCGGCGAAGUGGAGCCGGUGUGCGGUGUGCAGAAUCCUGCGGCCGCCGCGGGCCGGACACUGUCGGACCUGUGGCUCAUGCGUGCGGCGUCUGGACCACCACUGCAUCUGGAUAAACAGCUGCGUUGGACAGGCCAACCACCGCAGCUUCCUGCUGACCCUCUGCGUGUUCGUGUCGACCUCUCUGUACGGGAUCAGCCUGGUGCUCUGCAGCCUCUGUCCGCGGCAGUAUCUCAUGACGGCGCUCUUCUACUGCCCCGGGGUUUACAGCCAGUCCAGCACGGCGCUCUGCUUCACCUGCGCCUGGUACAGCAGCAUCAUCACGGCCGGGCUGCUCUACCUGCUGCUGGUCCAGGUCCUCAACAUCAGCUUCAACGUGACGGAGCGGGAGGCUCAGCUGGCCCUGAGGAACAAGACGGGCCAGAGCCGCCUGUGGGGGCUCGCCGUGGACACGGGGGAGUUUUCACGUGGCUUCUUUCAGAACUGGGUUGAGUUCCUCACCAUGACAGAUGCUUCGGUUUCUCCUCGCUCCAGCAGCACCGACUUGGUCUAGUUUCACUUUGUACUCGACAUGAUAACAGACUGUCACUGCAGCAUGUCAGAAGAGGUUUAUCUUGUAUAUUAAGGAUCAUCUGAUAAUGUCUUUAUGCUUUUAUAUUGUUGUUCCUGCUUUUAAAUAAUGAGUAUAAAAUUGUAAGCUCUGGGUUUUUUGUUUUUUGUUUCAGAGCACAAUGUCUGAAUAAGCUGCACAUAUUAAUGUGUGGAGCUACAAGCCUGCAGAGGAUUCAGUAUCAUUGUGUCUUGCCACAUUGAGUCUACAGCCAAAACAUUUGGAAUCUAUAUUGAUGGUGGAAAAAAAAAAUCACUGAUCAUACUAAAUAAUAAAAACUACCCGAAGAACUCAAGGCUAAAAAAGAAGCUCUGGUUUCUACUGUACUGUAUAAAAUUCUUAAUGCAGGAAUAUUCAAUCAAAAAAUUGUGACCAAGAAUUGUUAAGAGAAAUCACCUCACUGGACACCUGUUGAAGUUAGAAAGCUAACUUUAUGCUGUAGGAGGGCUUUAUAGUGUCUGCUUCAGGGCUGUCAAACUUAUUUUUAGUUCAGGGGCCACUGAGAGUCCACUGUAAUCUCAAUCGGUACUGACCAGACAGGACCAGAACAGCAACUCUUAAUAAAUAUGUCCCUCACUAUUAGAGUAAAGAAACAGGAAAUCCUGGCAACCUUCUAAAGUCUUCUCUAAAAAACUUAAUAUGAACAACUUAAAUUUUCUCACAGAGAAAGUGUAACUUCACCCCAGCAAGACAUCAAACAGAGUAAACUGCUGGGCACAAAAGAGGAAUAAAUGAGUGGAAAAACUACAAUUAAAGCCUUUUCUGCAAUCCAACCUGUUGUUUGGAUCCAACCAUGAGUCAAUUGUCUGACAAUACCACUCAUGUUUUGAAGGGGAAAUGAAGCAGGAGUCAAUAUAUUUGCAAAUGAUAUGUAGUAGUUACAAACAAACGCCAGAAUGAGGACAGAAUGGAGUCCUCACAUCCAUCUGGCACACAAAGAUGGCUGAAAAAAUACACGAGAUGAACAUAAACUGGUCAUUUGUUCAGUUAUAUGAGUAGUUUUCCUUCUACCAAGUCAAAUUCAGGCACGUGUGAAGUAGAUUUGCUAUAAUAAAGAGGAAACUCAGUCCACUGCUCUGUUCUACGGUAAAACCUCCGUUUUCACUCAGCAUGAUGCGAAUGGAAAACCAACAGCGCACGUUCUCCUCUGUAAAGUCUGCCCUGCAGGCCCACAGCACGCUUCCCACUAUUUACCAUUAUCACUUCUCAUAACGCCCAUCUCAGAGACAGAAGAUCGAUCAGACUGUUUAAA
Molecule: messenger RNA, 2701 nt
Organism: Salarias fasciatus (jewelled blenny)
Lineage: Eukaryota; Metazoa; Chordata; Actinopteri; Blenniiformes; Blenniidae
Product: palmitoyltransferase ZDHHC23-like
Exons: 6
Coding region: 226-1392 (388 amino acids)
Biological process (GO): protein targeting to membrane; peptidyl-L-cysteine S-palmitoylation
Cellular component (GO): endoplasmic reticulum; Golgi apparatus
Molecular function (GO): protein-cysteine S-palmitoyltransferase activity
Source: RefSeq, a predicted model, not a curated record